UAAUCUGUGGUGGAUCGCAAUCGCAAUUUUUUUUUAUUGUUUGUGUUUAUUUUUUUAUUUUGUUUACUUUUGAACUUUGAUAAUCGUUAUCAAUUUCUAAACAUAGCUUCGAAUUAUAAUAUUUACAUAGGUAGGUACGUAGUUUAUUCGAAAUUCGGAUCGCUUUAUUCUGCACCAUCAAGUCAAACAAUUAGCGGAAAUUAUAAUUGUAAAAAUGACAACGCCGGUGAAUAAAACUGUUCACGUCCUUGAUGGUGGAUUUUCUUCGCAAAUAUCCCGUUACGUGGGCACCAACAUCGAUGGAGAUCCCCUGUGGACCGCGAGGUUUUUGCAAACCAACCCAGAAGACAUCUUGCAGACUCAUUUAGAUUUCCUCAGAGCUGGCGCUGACAUUAUCAGCACGAACACCUACCAAGCAUCUAUCGAGGGCUUCGUAGAACAUAUCGGAGUUACCGUUGAUGGGGCACAUGACUUGAUUCGACGUGCUGUAGACCUCGCUAAACGUGCCAGAGAGAAGUACAUAGAGGAAUGCAAAACGCAAGGUAUGCCAGUGCGUAAAAUACUCAUUGCCGGUUCAGUAGGCCCGUACGGGGCGUAUCUUCACGAUGGCUCGGAAUAUACUGGCGACUAUGCAGACAAGACAGAAGAACAGACCAUGUUUAAAUGGCACAAGCCGAGAAUAGAUACACUGGUGACAUCAGGCGUCGAUUUAUUAGCAAUAGAAACUAUUCCUUGUAAAAAAGAAGCUUUGGUACUGAUUGAUUUGUUAAAACACUAUCCAAAUGUUAAAGCUUGGAUUUCAUUCAGUUGCAAAGAUGACAGAAGCCUGUCUCACGGUGAAAGCUUUCAAUCUGUCGCUAGGGCUUGCUGGGAGUCAAACACAGAGCAAUUAGUUGCAGUUGGGAUCAACUGUCUGUCACCAAAUCAUGUCAGAAACUUGAUAGAAGGUAUAAGUGAUGGCUUAAGCUCGCCCAUACCUAUUGUAACUUACCCAAAUUCAGGAGAGAAGUAUAAGUCUGGCAUUGGAUGGGUUGAGAAAGAUACAUGUGCAUCUUUACAUACUUUUAUUGAUAAUUGGUUGAAAUUGAACGUUAGGUAUGUGGGCGGCUGCUGCAGGACAUAUGCUGAGGACAUUGCUAACAUACGCAAAGUAAUUGAUGAUUGGGUCAAAAAAGUAUUUGGUAUAUCUGUUAAAAAGAAACAGAGAGACAAUAAGUUAAAUCUCCUCACAAGUGAGAAUCAAAGACUGAAAGAGGAAAAUCUAAAAUUGACUUUUGAAAUAUCAAGACUGCAGAAAAAUUUAGGGAAGGUGAACGAUAACAAGUUCUCGGACUACUUGUCGCUCAUGCGGGAGAGAGACGCGCGCUACACGCUGUACUUCGAGAAUGUGGCGCUGCAGCUCAAGCUGCGCGAGCUGGACGGCAGCGCGCGCGACACCAGCGCCGGGCGGGACCCCGCCGUGCGCGCCAUCGCGCUGGACAGGUGUCGGGAGCAGCUGUCAGUGACGCAGACGGAGCUGAAGCGCAUGAAGGAGGAGUAUGCGGAGAGCGUGCCGCGCCGCGAGCACGACGCGCUCGACGCUCGCUGCAGCACGCUGCGCGGCCGGCUGCACGCGCUCGCGGCCGAGCACGAGGCGCUGCGGACUGCGCACGAGCGGGCAUUAGCUCAAAAGGCAACCGUGGAAGAGGAGCUGAUAGAAUGCAAGGAGAAGUGCAGUGAACUGGAGCGCGCGGGCACGCCGCGCCCGGAGUGGGAGCUGUGCGGCGACUUCAUCGGUGGAGGGCGAGAGAGAUGGUGGCAACUAGCGAGCGGUUUGUCUUCGAGGGAUAUGCUCAGAGUCCUCUUGAAGGAGCUCGGGCCGGCCGCGGAGAGCGAGCAUUUGGAGUAUUUUGACGGCCUGGGCAUGGACCCCGUGAUCCCCCCCUACCUGCGCUACGAGGGCCGCGUCCGCAACCUGCGCCUGUCCCGGCGCGAGAUCGGCGUCAUCAUCAACGACAUCUGGCUCGGCAAACUGCGCCAGCCGCGCGACAUCUCCAUGCAGGACUACGUCACCCAUUACUUCGAAGAAAGAUACCAGCAGCCGUCGGUGCGCGCCGAGUGGGCCUACAACCUGUGCGCGGGCGCCGAGCAGCUGCUGGACGAGCCGGCGGUGAAGCUGUUCUGGGGCGUGCUGCACGGACACCUCAGCGAGCACAUCUACUGGGGGCACCGCGCGCAGUGGUACACGCUCAAGGACCAACUCUACAGGCACUGCAAGGAUGGGGAGACUAUUACGAUCGACGAUUUCGAGAAAAUCACGCGGUCAACAUUUCCUCUGAAAAGCGAAGUGGAUAUAAAAAACCUGAGCGACGUGGUGAAGAAACAGCUCAAGUUGAAGUUGAACGCCGUCGACAUCAACCUGGACAAGCUGUUCCUCGAGAGCGAGGAAGGCUUCGACCGCUCGGAGCUGGCGCGCGAGCUGUUCCGGCAGCGGCAGCGCGCGCAGGACCAGUACAUCCGCGAGGUGCUGGGCGCGCUGGGCGGGCGGCGCGCGCGCGUCGUGUGCGUCGACGGGCUCAAGCGCGCCUUCGCCGUCGUCGACCCCGCCAUCAACCACAUCCGUAUGGACCGCUACAUCCGCUGGGCGUUCUCCGCGCCCGCGUGCGAGCUGAGCAGCGUGCCGCCCGUGCCGCUGCGGACGCUGCUGGCGCGGCUCGCGGCCGGCGACAUCGAGCGCGUCGGCCCGCGGCACCGAGCCACGCGCAGAGCCUACAGAUAGCGUGCCGCCCGUGCCGCCCGUGCCGCUUAUACUAAUUUUAUUAUUAUUUACUCGUAUUA
Bicyclus anynana (squinting bush brown) is the source of this 2817-nucleotide messenger RNA. RefSeq names its product translin-associated factor X-interacting protein 1-like. Bases 215 to 2758 code for a protein of 847 amino acids. Gene Ontology annotation, molecular function: S-adenosylmethionine-homocysteine S-methyltransferase activity. The transcript is spliced from 11 exons. NCBI's taxonomy places the organism in Eukaryota, Metazoa, Arthropoda, Insecta, Lepidoptera, Nymphalidae. The record is from RefSeq and is a predicted model, not a curated record. Gene Ontology annotation, biological process: S-methylmethionine cycle.